AUGCCGAAUACAACGACGGACAGUGGUUUAUCAGCCACCACUGGUACGCCACCACCAGCGGCAGACACGGUUGCCGUAGUUUACGCCAGAUUACCGGUACCCACCAUUUCCAGCACCAAUAUCGAAGCUUGGUUGACUACGAUGGACUUUUGGUUUACGGCUUCCGGAAUUACCACCGCAAAGGAAAAAACAGACGAGACAAACUGCCAAUGCGCUAAAAUACAACGACAUACCAAAUCCAAACCUGCAAUGUACGAGCCUCCAAAAGAGCGGUUUCGCCACAUCAAACCGGACAUUAAUACCUGCCUUGCCUUUCUCGGUUACGGAACAACAUUACGUAUUCCCGGCAAAUUCUUAGAAGAAACAAAAAGUAAGAAAGUUACCACAGACACUAUAUCGCAGUUUCAGUCAACAAUGAUGAAGCUACAGCCUACGCAAACAAAACAUCAUACAACUUCCAAAGUUUUCGUAUCGCCUGCGCUACAAUCAGCCACACACGUAUUCCUGCGAAACGACUCGAUUCGUCCUUCACUUACUCAACCCUACGAUGGACUGUUCCCUGUGGUCAAGAAAUCGCCGAAGUACUUUAAGUUACUAGUACGAGGUGGCCCAACCAACGUAAGAAUAGAUCGGCUCAAACCAGCUUUCAUAGCAAGCGACGAAUCUAGCGAUAUAUCUACCGGCGCACGUUACGAUGAAACCUACUCGCAGUGGUAG
Messenger RNA from Rhagoletis zephyria (snowberry fruit fly), 717 nucleotides. RefSeq lists its product as uncharacterized. NCBI's taxonomy places the organism in Eukaryota, Metazoa, Arthropoda, Insecta, Diptera, Tephritidae. The record is from RefSeq and is a predicted model, not a curated record.